Molecule: messenger RNA, 528 nt
Organism: Trichomonas vaginalis G3
Lineage: Eukaryota; Parabasalia; Trichomonadida; Trichomonadidae
Exons: 1
Coding region: 1-528 (175 amino acids)
Source: RefSeq, a predicted model, not a curated record
AUGAAAUCAUUUCAGCUUCCCUCUUUAGGUUUAAAUCUUGGGCUUAAUCUCUCCAACAUCCCUGUUGGAAAUGCGAAAAACGAGAGUCAUAUUGCCUAUUUUUGUGUUCCUUAUUCGAAUCUUACUGAAGAAGAACUCGAAGAGUUAAAGGAGACUGCUGCAGAAAAGUUUGGUGAAGGUGUAACAGUUGUUCAGAUAUCCAAAAUUCCAGAGCAGUAUGCAAUUAUUCCCCCACAAAAUGGAGAAUCUGCCAUCCCCAAUCUUCAAACAAUUGAUGCUGCAUAUCAAGAUGGUGAGCAUCUACCAACAUUUUUAGAUCAAUGCUUAACAGAGCAACAAGCACUUACAAGACAAAUUGAACAAUUAAAUAGUGAUUACGAGGCUCAACAGGCUGAAAAGAUCCAAUUACUAAUUGAAAAUGCUAAAUUGGAAGAAAGAAUCAAAUAUGAGCAAGAAAAACUGAAUUCGAUAUCAAAUUGGACCAAAAACGUCAAAGAGAAAUAUGAUCAAUAUGCCUCCGACAAUUAG